AUGGUUCGUAAACGCCAAACAGUAGCAGCAGCUUCAGGACCUGAACCCUCUCCUCCUUCGUCUUUGAAGAGUGAACCAGCUUCUACAAUGCCGAUGCCUAGUAAUUGGAGCCUACGGUCGCAAUGGAUGUUCUUUGCCGUUGCUAGUGGUGCCUGCGCAGCUUUCAAUGGUGUUUUUGCCAAAUUGACAACUACACAACUUACCACAAACCUAUCCAAUGAUAUUGCUAGCCUCAUCGGUCUCUCUUCUCACAAGGAUAUUAUCGAAUAUCUAGUUCGAGGUACAUUCUUUGUCCUCAACCUCACAUUCAAUGGUGUGAUGUGGACACUCUUCACACAAGCUCUUGCACGCGGUACAUCUACUACACAGGUAUCCAUCCUAAACACUUCGACCAACUUUAUGAUUACUGCUCUUCUGGGCGCUUUAAUCUUCUCAGAGGUUCUACCUCCGCUGUGGUGGGCUGGUGCUGCGCUCCUUGUUGCAGGCAAUGUCAUUGUUGGACGAAAAGAUGAGGCUAAGGAUGCUGGUGCUGCUGCCGCGGCUGAGGGACCAAGUUAUGUGCCCAUCCCAACAGAAGAUGAAGAAGAGCAGAGAAGGGAUGAUGACGAAGAUAUCAUUGAUUUGGGAAGAGUGUCAGAUGAGAGGUCACGAUAA
Molecule: messenger RNA, 654 nt
Organism: Fusarium venenatum
Lineage: Eukaryota; Fungi; Ascomycota; Sordariomycetes; Hypocreales; Nectriaceae
Source: RefSeq, a predicted model, not a curated record